GGGACUUGGGCCUCGGGCUUCGGCGCGGGAGGACGUCCUCCUUCGCUCGCGCGCUCUCACGCACGUACACACGCGGGCCACGUUCUCUUCGCGCUCCCCUUCCCGGAAUUGGGCGGGCUCCUGCACGCGCCGUCCACCCCCACCCCCCGAGGCGGAAGUGACUGAACGCUCUGCGCAACUUCCUGUUGGGGCGGGGAAAGUUGAUUUAUCAUGGUCUCUCUGGCAACCAGGAGGAUUGUACCGAAGGGGAAGCUGAUGGAUUGUAUCACCUCCAUGGCCAUCAUGCCCCUGCUCGUUGGCUGCGUGGGAAUCUUCGGUCUCUUCAAGUUGCUGCAGUGGAUACGAAUGAAGUCCUACAUUCAGGAUUCUGUAGUUGUGAUAACAGGGGCAACCUCUGGACUGGGGAAAGAAUGUGCUAAAGUUUUUUAUGCGGCUGGUGCUAAGUUAAUUCUUUGUGGACGAAGCCAAGAGAAGCUAGGAGAGCUUGUCAGAGAGCUGUCUGCUACUCACUAUAGAAAGACACACGAGCCUCAUGUUGUAGUCUUCGACCUUGCUGAUUCUGACACUAUAGUCCCUGCGGCGAAUGAAAUCCUAAAAUGCACUGGUCACGUGGACAUACUGAUCAAUAAUGCAGGGAUCAGCUAUCGAGGCACAAUAAUGGAUACUACCCUGGAGGUGGACAAAAAAGUGAUGGAGACAAACUACUUUGGUCCAGUUGCCUUAACAAAAGCAAUUCUACCCUCCAUGAUAGAGAAGAAACGAGGUCACAUUGUUGUGAUUAGCAGCAUUCAGGGCAAAAUCAGUAUUCCUUUUAGAUCAGCAUAUGCAGCCUCCAAGCAUGCAACCCAAGCAUUCUUUGACUGCCUUCGGGCAGAGAUGGAACAGCAUGAAAUUGAAGUGACUGUAAUCUGCCCUGGCUAUAUCCGAACCAAUCUCUCUCUCAAUGCCCUUACUGCAGAUGGCUCCAAAUAUGGAGUUACGGAUAAGACCACGGCCGGAGGCAGAAGUCCUGCAGAGGUGGCUCAGGCCGUUCUCACAGCUGUGGGGAAGAAGAAGAAGGAAGUGAUGGUGGCAGACCUGCUGCCAUGUUUGGCCAUCUCCCUGAGAACUCUGUCUCCUCGGCUCUUCUUCUAUCUCAUGGCAAUGAGAGCCAGAAAGCAAAGGAAAGCAAAGGACUCUUAGUCUUACUUCAGAGAGGCUUCAUUCAAGACCACGCAUGUGCCCCCCUGAUCUUGGUUUGAUAGUGGUAUGUGCAGCAGUUGAGCUAAUGGAAACAUUAAAGGGUCUGAGCAGUGGGGAAGCUGGUAGAACUGUUUGCUGCGGGUCACUGGGUAGCCUCUUGUGGCAGGGAAAAGGAACUAAGGAAAUUAUGCUGAGCUCACAAGGGAAGGGGAUGCAUGUCUUUAAUUGUGAAAAAAAUGAAUGGGACUAGCCAGAGUCUGAUGGCCAUGGUAAGUGCCUGCUGGAGAAAGCACAUCUCCUGCCACUUCCAGGUUGCCAAUUUUGCUCUCUCCUGUCAAUCAGCACAGUCCUUUGAGUCAAAAGGAAUAUCAGGAUUUCUGUUCCAGUGGUUUGACAAGCCUUGGCUUAUCAAAAAUUACUCAAACUGUUAAUCUUCAGCAUACAACUCAUCCCUAAUCCCUCCUGGAAGGCUCUAUACAUUUGAAAAAUAUUUCUUCUGUCAUUAUACAGAAUUGUUCAACUGUUUUUGGUUCUGACCUGUGAAUUCUGGGGAGCGAGGAACUCUAGGUGUGGAUAUUCCUUCCACUGAUCAGGCAACUUAUUCUUAGACAGUUGCUGUGGGUACUGAGAAGUCUUAAGUAACUUGUCCAUGCUAUUGUCUAUCAGAAGCAGGACUAGAACUCAGGUCUUCUGACUCCAAAGUCAGCUAAGGUGCUCAACAUGAUGCUGCCUCGUAUUCAACUCUUUUGCAGUGUCUUAGCAUUUAACCUGUAUGGUGUACUGACACUGGACUUAGGAGCUUCUAACAUAUCCUAGAUUUUAUUGAAAUUGGAAUUUCAGAGAAAUGCCAGGUUCAUCCCCACCCAACAUGGUACCAUAACAAAUAUAAGGUGGCAAAUAAUUGAGAAUACAGCAAUAGAAAUUGAGUAUUAGCUACUGGCGACAAUGCCUGGCUUGGCUACAGUCCAAAAGCAAGAAUUCAGAAAUAUUAUUUGCUAAGGGAAUAAAUCUGAAAGCCGGCGACAUCUAGUCUUUUGGAGGAUGCAGCCAAUACGGAGUAUUUGCCCUUUGGCUACCACAGAAGUAAAAUUAGCCACAUUCCAAGUUGGGUAAAGACUUACUACAUAGUUACAAUUCCUGAGAAGGAGAGUUUGGGUUUGUUUUCCUACCUCCCCCAAACCAAGGGGUCCUGGACAUUCCAGGGAUUCUUGGUUGUGCUAUGGAUGCAGAUAAAAUGGGAAGUGGUUCUCUUCCUACCCCAGAAUACUUGCAGACACUUAAACUUACUGUCAUAGAGGGGAGAACUUUAACAGUUUUCUUCUCAGUAGGGGAUGAUUCUGGCGGGUAAGUGGAACAAACCAAGACAGUGAUCCGUAACCCAGAGACCUUGAUGCCAGUUAAGAUUCCUGACCCCAAUCUUAACAAAAUAAAAAUUUCCGGUCAUUUUUUUUCCUCUCACUAGUGGUGAAUGUGACCAUAUUGUUACAUUGUCCUGUAUAUCUGCAAUAUUAAAUAAAGCCAUUUACAAGUA
This is a messenger RNA of Trichosurus vulpecula (common brushtail), 2713 nucleotides long. It is a transcript of the gene DHRS7B, whose product is annotated as dehydrogenase/reductase 7B. The record is from RefSeq and is a predicted model, not a curated record. Gene Ontology annotation, molecular function: oxidoreductase activity. The coding region runs from base 211 to 1182 and encodes 323 amino acids. NCBI's taxonomy places the organism in Eukaryota, Metazoa, Chordata, Mammalia, Diprotodontia, Phalangeridae. Gene Ontology annotation, cellular component: membrane. The transcript has 7 exons.